ACAGACUUGUUUGAAACAUGAAAAAAAACGAAUUAAGUUUAAAGGGAUUUAAACGUGCUGAGAACAAUCUGCUGCGUAAACUGAAUAGUGCGUUUUUGAAAAAUUAUCCUCAUCAUGUAAUGCCAGGUUACAACUUGAAUAGGUCACCAUGUAAUGAGACAUGGGAUGAGGAAAGUGCUCAGGGGCUUUAUCAAGAAUUUCCAUAUAAUUGUGAUUUACCAAAGCCAUUAUUGCCACCAGCAAAGUUGUCAAGAACAGUGCUAAGCGAAGAAGAUCCAGCGUUGCAACUUCUUACUUUGAAAAACCACUUAAAGGAUGAUACAAAUAGGCUAAUGAAUUACUAUGAAAGACAUAAAAAUGAAUUUGAAAAACUACACAAGAAAAAAAUUAAGUGGAAGAGUAACACGGCAAAUGUACCUAAAUAUAUUGCAAACUUAGCAGAAUUGCUUGAUAUGGAACCGGAUCCUUAUUUCGAAGGGACUUACAAUUGGUAUUAUACUGGUGGAUGUUUAAACUAUGUUGAGCUAAAUAAUUGGGAUGUUUUAUUAUUUCCAUUCAUGGGAGAUUUAGUUGCUGCACAUACUAUCUCCAUGGAAGAUUUUACAUGGAAGCCAUUGCUACAAAAUUCAGCUAAAUGUAAAUUACAUGGAUUGCUGUAUGAAAUUAGGCAAUGCAAGCUUACUGAUACAUGUAAAAUUUUGGGAAGACAUAAAGAUCAAUGUACUCUUUAUACACUGUCCAAUUCUGAGAAUCAUCUGCUGCUUAAUGAAAUUCACACGCAAGCAUCAAAAGUGCCAUAUGUCAGUGCUGAUUUGAGUUUAACUAAUAUUAAUUAUCAUUGUACACUAAACGCAGAAAGAAUGCUGUACUUAUGGGAUAUAAAUAAACCGAAUUAUAUUAGCAAUGGUUCUUUAGUACAAGACAAUGCAACUCAUACACAUGAUGCUUGGGGGUGUAUAAGAUUCCAAGAAACUGAUCCAAACGUUUUGAUUUAUGUAAACAGAUGUUGCUUGCAUUAUCUUGAUACCAGGACUACUCUUGAUCGAGCAUGUCUCACGUUAUGUCCGAAAUUUAAUUUAGAAAACUGCGAGAGUUUGUCGAUAGAAGUACCAAGUAAACACAAUUGUUGUCGUUAUUUAGGCACUUAUCAUUCCUUUUUAAUGUGCGAUAAUCGUUCUCCAAAGCAGUGCGUACGGCAAAAAUGGACGCACCAGUUCAAAGAUACUCCGCUAUUGGCAGCUGUAACUAACAAUGACGACAAGGAAAUCAUUAUUCUAUCAACUCAAAAAGCUGGCGAGAAUGCAAUAAUUUUAAACACAUGGAUGAAUGAGGAAGAGUCUCAUUCAUUUAAUUUACCCUUCACACCUCCAUACAUUGCAGAAACAUUAAAUGAAUCUCAAAUGCAGGGAAUGUGCUUAAAUCCGUAUUUACAGAGCAGAUUUGAAUUAUGUAAUGUUGGUAGCGCAUUAGUCACAAAUGCAAAGAAAGCAGGAGUAUCCUUCUUUGUACAAAAUUCUAUUGGUGAUAUAUUUUAUCAAUGUAUAACACACGAAGACGUAUUGGAUAAAUAUUCUCCCAUAAACAACAAAGCGUGUUAUGUGUUGGAUGUGUGGGAAAAAGCUUUAUCAGCUCAAGCUGAACCGCUAGUACCUUUAUCUUUUACUGACAAGUGCAGUAUGCAAUAUAUAUAUGAAAAUUUUACAAAUAACAAGUUCAGCUAUCGUUCAAGAUCCACUAAAGAAAAUACAAACGAUGAUUUUGAGCCAACCUGGAAACAAUCGUUAGCUGCAUUGGGAUCAUACAUAGAUCUGUUAGCACCAGAACUUCUUUCCGUUUGGGAAAUACGUGAAGAAGUACCCGUACCAAGAACGGGAUCAAAUCAGAAAGUUUUGAAUUGGUUGGAAUCUUCAACUUUGAAUCAUCCAGCCACACAAUCACAGGAUAUAAUUGAUCAUAUUCCUACUCCUAUCAAUACUGAAGAAUUGAUUAAUGUUCCACAAGAAUACGAUCUUAUGGACAUUGACGAUAGUAGUAUGCUGCAAGAUAUGCUCUUACCGAAAGUUAAAUCAAACUAGCAAUAUAAAGCGUGUUUGAACAAUUUACAUAAA
Molecule: messenger RNA, 2108 nt
Organism: Cyphomyrmex costatus
Lineage: Eukaryota; Metazoa; Arthropoda; Insecta; Hymenoptera; Formicidae
Gene: TAF1C-like
Product: TATA box-binding protein-associated factor RNA polymerase I subunit C-like
Exons: 11
Coding region: 18-2075 (685 amino acids)
Source: RefSeq, a predicted model, not a curated record